This is a messenger RNA of Symbiodinium sp. CCMP2456, 1995 nucleotides long. NCBI's taxonomy places the organism in Eukaryota, Dinophyceae, Suessiales, Symbiodiniaceae. The record is from the annotation of a GenBank genome assembly.
AUGGCCUCCAUCCCGCUACUGGCGCCGCUGGUGUGCGCGGAGUCUCAGGCGCUCGCGUACCUGGGCACGGGCUACAACAUUAUCACCGGGGACCCUCACACGGAGCAAGACAGAGACCCCGGGUGGAAACGUGACAUCAUCUCCCGCAGCUACCUGAAAGAAGAGUGGGUGAAGCCUGAUGGGAGGUGCUCUUACGAUGCGACCAACUUCCAGAUCACCGGUGCCAAGAGUGCUCAGACGUAUAGGAAGAGCGAGUGGAACAGCAAGACCAGCAUCAACCAAAUCAACAUCUUCCAUGCGGCCUUCACCGCCAGCUCCUCCGUGCAGAACAUGGACAAGGAAAGCCGGAGCAAUGGCUUCACCUUCUUCGAGACGAGGGCCGAGUGCCACUUGAAGACGGCUAAGCUUCCGGCUCCCUCCGUCAAGUACGAGUUCACUGCGGACUUUGAGGCUGCUGUGAAGGCCAUCCCAACCGACGGUUCCGCUGAAUCGUCGAAGUGGAUCAUCGACAAUAUCAUCGGAAAUUUCGGCACGCACUACACAGACACAAUCUGCUCCGGUGGACUUAUGGGCAAGAGGUCGUGGAUGAGCAAACAGAGCUUCGAUUCUCUCCAGGAGACGGCAAAGCAGAAGGGCUUCAGUCUAGACAUUGCCGCCAAGGGCACUUUCUGGAAAAUCACCGAUCCCCACAACUCCGAAGGCCACACUACCAACGACGAUGCCACGCAGGCCUUCCAGGAAGCGAUUCAGUCCGGCGGAAGCUCAAGCUUUUGCAUUGGCUGCAGCUCCUUCGUAGCGGGCGACGCAGAGAAGUGGGGUGAUCAGGUGAAGGAGAACAUGGAGCCGAUUGGAUCCUCCAGCAACCUUCUGGUGGCCAUCAGCGAGCUUCUCAUCCCGAUCCACUUCCCGAAUGCCGAUGCAGAGGUGCUGAGACUUCAGAAAGCCACGGUGGAGCGUCUAUGCUAUCAGAGCGAAGGCUGCACAACAAAUCCGAAGGAUCGGCUCGACAUCCCGCCGCGGACCAUCCUGGAGGGCUCAUACGUAACUUCCGUGCAGUGGUCUCCCAAUGGAGGAACCAUCGUCUCCGGCUCCUCGGAUAACCUGGUUCGUGUGUGGGAUGCCGUGACCGGCAACUGCUUGCAGACCCUCACGGGCCACAUGGCUGAGGUGUCUUCGGUGGCGUACAGCCCUGAUGGAACCCGCAUCCUUUCAGGAAGUUGGGACAAUACCAUCAAAAUUUGGGAUGCCGUGACCGGCAACUGCUUGCAGACCCUCACCGGCCACAUGGACGAGGUGUUUUCGGUGGCCUACAGCAAGGAUGGAGCCCACAUGCUUUCAGGAAGUGGGGACGAGACCAUCAGGGUCUGGGAUGCUGCGACCGGCAACUGCUUGCAGACGCUCACGGGCCACACCUCAUUCGUGUGGUCGGUGGCUUACAGCCCUGAUGGCACCCACAUCCUUUCAGGAAGUUGGGAUAAUUCCAUCAAGAUCUGGGACGCAGUGACCGGCAACUUCUUGCAGACGCUCACGGGCCACACGAGUUGGGUGCAUUCGGUGGCUUACAGCCCUGAUGGCGCCCACAUCCUUUCAGGAAGUCGUGACUAUUCCAUCAAGAUCUGGGACGUAGUGACCGGCAACUGCUUGCAGACCCUCACGGGUCACACGGCUGAGGUGUCUUCGGUGGCGUACAGCCCUGAUGGCACCCACAUCCUUUCGGGAAGUUAUGACGAGACCAUCAGGGUGUGGGAUGCCGUGACCGGCAACUGCUUGCAGACCCUCACGGGCCACACGCAUUGGGUGUUUUCGGUGGCUUACAGCCCUGAUGGCACCCACAUCCUUUCAGGAAGUGGUGAAAAUUCCAUCAAGAUCUGGGAUGCUGCGACCGGCAACUGCUUGCAGACGCUCACGGGCCACACGAAUGAUGUUGUGAAUUCGGUGGCGUACAGCCCGGAUAGUGCCCACAUCCUUUCAGGAAGUGGCGACAAGACCAUCAGG